GACGUGGAUGCUCGAGCACUGGCAUUGAUAGGCGAAACGGAACUUUUCAAACCAUCCUGUGGCUUCCCUGAGAUCUCCUAUCGCUGGACCAAAACUGAUUUGGCCUUGGUUCUCACCGCGAUGUCACGUUACGGGGACGAUUUUGCCACAAUUGCUCGAACCAUAGGCUCCAAAACGGAAGGAUUUAUUCGGGACUUUUAUAAUCAAUGUCGAGAACUAUUCCCGUUAGAUGACAUUAUUCGGCAUGCCAAAGGGAUCGACCUAACGUCGCCCGAUGUGGAUGAAAAGCUGGUCAUAACGUCGAUUCAAGACACGCCUCUUUUGAUUAAUACAGAAAUAGGACCCGAAGUCAAUGCGGUAUCCGUCGAAUCUUCAACUCAGUCCUUGUCGUCUCCAUCAUCAUCUCAUAAGCCUCUACUCCAUGUUCCGCUCGAUUCACAUGUGGCUAUGAAACCCGAGGAAAACGAGACCCCAUUGGCUUCCACAGAGUGCAGCCAAGCUUCACAGGAGGUGAACGACAUUUCCAUGCUGACGGACGAUGAAACAGGUGACCAACGACGAAAGUCCAAUUCAGUUAACUCAGAGCAUUUAUCUGAUUUUGCUUCUAUCUUUCAAAGUGAGCCAAAACGUGGGGCGUCCACUCGGGGGCGUCCACGUGGUCGUCCGAGAGGUCGGGGGCGUGUGCGUCCUAGUUGA
Molecule: messenger RNA, 696 nt
Organism: Echinostoma caproni
Lineage: Eukaryota; Metazoa; Platyhelminthes; Trematoda; Plagiorchiida; Echinostomatidae
Source: the annotation of a GenBank genome assembly